CGCUCAUGGACGACGAGCAUGUGCAUGGAGAGCACGAAACGGCCGAUGGAAGGCUCAGUCCUGCUCCAUCACUCUAUUCAUUCCACCCGUCGGUUGACGAACGAUUCAUCAUACGGCAAUUACACGGCAGAUUGCUCAACAGCCAAAAUGAAACAUACAUGCUGCCGGCGGACCAAGAAGAGCACGAGCGCCUCGACAUACAACACGAGAUGUAUAAGCACGCCUUAGGCGGGUUGUUUCCUGCCCGAGAGCUAGUGGAGCGGGCUCUUCAGCCACGAGCAGACGGCUCACGGCCAGCUAUAUGUGACAUCGGCACAGGCAGCGGCAGCUGGGCUCUGGACAUGGCCAAUGAGUACCCUCAUUGCGAUGUAACAGGGGUAGAUCUGGUGCUUCCGAAAACACAAAGGGAAAUGCCUCCUAAUUGCCGGUUCGAAAUUGACGACGCGAAUCUCGGAUUUCCCCACUUCGAGAACAGUUUCAACCUCGUGCAUAUCCGCGCAGUCUCGGCUGGUAUCAGGGACUGGGAGGGCUUAUUAGACGAGAUGGUAAGAGCUCUCCGCCCUGGCGGAGUUCUCGUAUUGGCCGAUGGAGACCUGCGUCUUUAUGACGAGCACUACCAUCAAAUGCCCGCUCUCGAACCAGGACAGCCAGGGUUCUCUUGGACUCAACGAAUAUUUUUUACGGCCUGGAACGCUAUGAAGGCGCGCGGAGGCAACCUGGACGUGUGCGACUUGAACCCUCAGUACUUGGACGCCAUCUCGGGUCUCACCGAUCGAGGGUGGACCAAGGUUUGGAUACCUAUCGGGCCAUGGCCGAAAGGGCUCACCCCUGAGCAAAAGAUGUUAAGCGAGCUAUUGCUCAAGAACACCACGAGACAUAUCAUGGGCAUGACUCCAUUACUCGUAGACUUCGGGUACACACCCGACCUAUUGGCGCAGAUUCAGCAGCUCGCGGUAGCAGAGCUGAGGGAAGGGCGCGCCCGUCUGUAUACGCGUUGGCACUUUGCGUGGGCGGUGAAAGGUGUCGUUUGAUUUAAGUUCGGACCUUUGUAUCCAUGAGUAUCCAUUGUAUCCAUAUCAUCAAUCAUGUAGUAGGCAGCCCUCGUCGAUUCUGGUUAUAAUACACGUUCCC
Messenger RNA from Punctularia strigosozonata HHB-11173 SS5, 1131 nucleotides. Its product is annotated as S-adenosyl-L-methionine-dependent methyltransferase. Bases 6 to 1031 code for a protein of 341 amino acids. Lineage: Eukaryota; Fungi; Basidiomycota; Agaricomycetes; Corticiales; Punctulariaceae. The transcript is spliced from 12 exons. Gene Ontology annotation, molecular function: methyltransferase activity. The record is from RefSeq and is a predicted model, not a curated record.